AUGGAAUCAACGUCUACUUCCGAGCUGCGUAAGGCGCUUUCUAAGUAUGCGCUACCCAGUGCCAACGAGUUAAUUCAUUUGCGCGCUGCUGACCCGACGACAUCCUAUCGCUCUUCCUAUUUUCGUCUGCAGAUUGAUGAGUUGCUAGCUGUAACCGGCCGUAAGCUUAACGCCAAGGCAUCAUCGGGUCUGCAAAGUUUAUUAUUUCAAGUAAAGGAGAUUUUACAAAACAUUCAAGACCAGCAGGUUACACAGGAUGCAUUACAGGCCCGCGGUUUAUUAGUACGCAACCACGUCAAACACAAAGAGAUUGUUCUGCCGUUCCAACAUCCUGCACGCCUAGACUUAGUUGGUAGCUACAUUCUACAGACAAUGGCCUAUUCUGGCAAAAAAAGCAUGGAUUAUGGCAAUAUUUCCAUUGAUGUAGCAGUGGAAAUGCCGCACGAUUGCUUCUUACCCAAAGACUUUGGCAAUUAUCGGUAUUUCGACAAACGAAAUUUGUACUUGGGUGUCCUGGCUUCAGAAUUGCAAAUACAUACAACACUUUUCUCGCAAAUUAAGCUUCAGGCGUGGCGGGGUGACUAUGGAAAGCCAAUUGUCGUAUUGUCGGUAAAUUCUGACUAUUUGCGCGAACAUGGUCUUCAUGGUAUUAAAGUUUUAGUGCGGUUGGUGCCAGCAGUGACGACAGAGCUGUUUAAGCUAGCAAAACUAGUUCCAUCGAGAAAUAACAUCAAGCAUGAACCUGAUAUGACAGAAGAUGAGAUGAAAGGAUGCAGCACUCCCAUGUAUAACAAUUCGAUCUUGGAGGACAUGAAGUUGCGACAACAUACGAGAGACCUUCACAUAGCUCUGAAGGAAGCUCCACAAUUGGCCGAGGCAUGUAUCUUGGCUAAAGUAUGGCUUCGACAACGAGAGUUUCACAAAGCCAUGGACUCUGUCAAUGGAUUCUUGCUCUCUAUGGUUUUGUUGUAUCUAUACGAAAAGAAGCGAUUCAACGCACAGACUCCAUCCGACCAGAUAUUUAAGGUAUUGAUGCAAUUCCUUGCUCUCCAUCCACUUGAAAAUGAGCCACUGCAGUUCCCACCAAGUGAUGACGGUGUAGUGUUAACCACUGAGGGCAUGCACACAUUCCGUCGUUCUUUUGAGUUGGUCUUUCUGGAUGCAUCCGGUCGUUUGAAUCUUUUCAGUCGAGUUUCUAAAAGUGCGUGGAAGGAGAUUCAAAGUGCUGCCAUUGAGUCGGUUACACUUGUGCAACAGUGCACCACGAAUGCGUUUCGGUCUCUAUUUAUCGAAAAGAAAUCUUUCUGGACACGCUAUGAUCAAUACUUUUGGUUCCCUGCACCUUUUGCUAUAGAAGAAGCAAAGAAUGACACGUAUACAGUAGAGGAGAAGCGUCAGAUUAACGAUAUGGGACUUGAGCGCUUUUGGCUUCAAAAGCUGGGAAAUGUGCUCUCUAAUGCACUAACUGAUCGUGUGACUCUCAUUCGACCGAUGACAGAGGAUAGCGUUGAGUGGAAUAUGCAAGACAGUGCACUGCCAAAGCAGCGCAAGGUGGCUGUUGGACUUUGCAUUGAUUCGAAUAAUGCCAUGCGAAUUGUUGACAAAGGUCCGUCAGCAGACGAUAAAGAAGCCAGUGCUCGGUUUCGAAACUUUUGGCGUGGCAAAUCGGAGCUGCGUCGUUUUAAAGAUGGCGCGAUUGUCGAAGCUUUAAUUUGGGAAGGCAUUGGUACAGACAAUCGGCACCGAGUGUUGGAUGCCAUAGUCAGGUACAUUGUGCCAGCCCACUGUCCUUACGUCCUUUCGUCACAAAUUAAAACGUCGAAUGCUGCUUUGUAUUCGGUACUUGAUGUGGACGAGACGCCAAGAGAGAUGCCAUCAAGUCUGAAUGCGUCGUUUGAAAAUGCGAUGAACUCUGUAUCAAAGCUUUGGGUCAUUUUUAACAAUUUUGCCAAGACGUUGCGAGGAUUAGAUUCAUUACCCCUAAUGAUUUCAGAUGUACUUCCCGUUCAUCCUGCGUUUCGAUCCACGAGUCUUUUUCCAAUCCAACCACAUCCGCUUGCUUACUCAAAGGGUGAAGUGAUAGAUGCUGCACCUAUGGCGCACGCCAGCACGGUCCUUGAACCUCUUGUGUUACACCUCAAAUUCGAACGCUCUUCAGCUUGGCCAAAUGAAAAGAAGGCUUUAAUGCACGCCAAGACUGGAUUUUACGUGCACAUUGGUCAAGAGCUUCAGUCACGUCUCAAGAUUCGUUGUGAAGUGGCAAAUGACUGUCUGGAUGUGUUUCGGAGCGGCUUUGUAUUUCGAUUAAUAAUUCGUUGUGAGAAAGAACUGAGUGUUGUAACUGGUGCUACGGGAGUGAAGAAGCUCGCAAUUGUCAAUUCUCCAAAUUACGUGAUGGUAAAGAGAGAAGUGGAAUAUUUGUCGAGACACGCGAGUUUGGUACACGCGCUCCAUACGAAACACAAUUCAUUCGGUCCUACUGUUCGGCUCGCGCAACAAUGGCUAGCUGACAAGAUAUUGAGUAACGUGUUGCCUAUUGAAGCACUAGAACUUCUUGUAGCUGAUGUGUAUCUAGCAGCUGCCUCAACUUCGAUUCCUCACUCGAUUCUUUCGAGUUUUCUCCGGUUUCUGAAACGGGUUGCAAGUUUUGACUGGCAGAACCUGCCGUUUAUUGUAGAUUUUAAUAACUCUUUGGACGAUGAAAAACGACGUGAGAUAUAUAAGUGCUUCGAAGCGUCAAAAACAAGUCCAAAUAGUCACCCCGGCAUGUUUAUUGCUGUGGAUUAUGAAGCGAUGGACUGUUUAUCGAGCUGGACGCGGUUCAAGCUAGAUAAAGUGGUAGUCCAACGACUGUGUUUGUUAGCACAGAACUCGUUUGAUGUGCUGGUGUCCUGGCUGUCGUCGGGUGCGUCUUCAUCUGGCUGGAAAAAAGCGUUCGCCACAUCCAGAAAAGAGUUUGAUGCGGUGCUACAACUGGCUACGAAAAGCCUUCCGACCAAGCGAAUUCGUGUUCAUGGCGAUAAAAAGCACUCGUUUGUCACAUCCUUGUACAAGAAUAUGGAUAUGACGGCUGUUCCAGUCAUGAUUGGAUUUGAUCCAGUGCAAGAGUUGCUACAGGACUUGGAGCGGACGUUCGGUCACUUGGCUUUUUUCUUCAUUAACGCCGUUGAAGCGACAGAAAUCCUGAUCACUUGGAAACCACAAGCAUUCCUUCCCGACAAAUUUCGAGCCAUCACGGCGAAUUACCAGAUGCCGCUCUCCUUUUUGAAUGUAGCGAAGGAAGAUCCAACGCCCUGCUUGGCUAUUCCAAACGUUUUCGAAAUUUUGUCAGACAUGCAGACUAUGAGCAAUGGCAUCGUUGUCGGUAUUGCAUUGCACCCUUUUGAAAGUUUAUAG
Messenger RNA from Plasmopara halstedii, 3396 nucleotides. RefSeq names its product Nucleolar RNA-associated protein (NRAP). Gene Ontology annotation, cellular component: CURI complex; UTP-C complex; small-subunit processome. Bases 1 to 3396 code for a protein of 1131 amino acids. Gene Ontology annotation, biological process: tRNA export from nucleus; rRNA processing. The transcript has a single exon. Lineage: Eukaryota; Oomycota; Peronosporomycetes; Peronosporales; Peronosporaceae. The record is from RefSeq and is a predicted model, not a curated record.